Porites lobata is the source of this 2838-nucleotide messenger RNA. NCBI's taxonomy places the organism in Eukaryota, Metazoa, Cnidaria, Anthozoa, Scleractinia, Poritidae. The record is from the annotation of a GenBank genome assembly.
AUGUUUAACAUGAUUGUUGUGUAACAUGAGAAGGAAUUGGCUACGACGUUUAUGAUGAGGCAGGGAGAGAAAUCUGCUGCCUCUUUCAUUGUGUAUUAUAACUUCGUUUUUCCAAGAGAACGGGAGCGGAGUCAGGAAGGCGUGCUUUCUUGAAUGAGUUUACGUUUAUGAGGAAGACGUCGGAUGAAGGAUUCUCUCCCUCCACGAACGCCUCUUCUUAGAGGUGUUCAAAACCGGAGUCCAGAUGGCCUUGAAAGAUGCAACAAGGAACUGCUUAAUUAUAAGGAUCGAACAAAGGUCCUAAAACUGACAUGAUGUAACCUUAUUGCUGACGUUUUGAAACAUGUUGCAAACUGGGGUAAAUUUGGACUUUUAAAAAUUUGAAAACCUCUGAACGUCAAGGCAAUUAUAUUAAAAGUCCAUUUCCAAUAAACAUUCGUCGUUUAAAGGUGGUGUGCGUUAUCUUGUAUGUUUUUCACAUUUUGUUUAGUCAAAUGGUGUCCGUUAGCACAAAAUAAAAAUUACAGUCCUCCCUAGAAGCCUCAGAGAAACGAAUAAACGAAAAUAUUUAGUUUAACUUCGUAUUCUCCAUCAGUUUUGCUUGAAGUCUACGCCUUAUUCUAGUGAAAGAAAAUUAAUGCUCAUCUUAAAAAAGGGAAACAAAAUGAUAGAUCACUAAAAAGAAAAUGAGGAUUAUCUCCCCAGGGAGCUCCAGCUCUAAGGCAAAAGGCGCCAUGUUUUAAUGUGCGCGGUCUAAUCAUGUAUGUAAUUAUGUGCAGUAAGGAUGUACACUGCAAUAAUAAGGAAAAAACUUAACCGUUGUAAGUCUCGUGAUCCAGACUAAUGAAGGACGAGUGAAUCAAAUGAUGCGAACGUAGAUAGCAAAAUUUCAGCUUUAGUUCAGAUACUUGAAACAUGCUUUAUUAUGCUAGAAAAAAGGUUAAAUCCAGAGCAAAAAUUAAACUAAUUCAACAGAUGCCUCUAAUCUGUAAUAUUAAGUUACACCUUCCGGCUCCGCGCCUGUUUUUUGCCAGGUUAUCUUAUUAUGAAACAGCAAAUAAUUCACAGGGCUUCCAGUGGGUUAUUGUAUGGUUUGUGUAAAUGCGUUAUUUGUCGUAUUCAACAAUUUCCAUGUAAUAAGCUCUUAACAGAAGCGGUAUGUCAUAUCUCGCUUCAAUAACUUGUGUGCUGUCAAGGUUAAAUUUGUUAUUAACUUUUCUCUGACAUUUUCUUUUAUCUCGAUAUUAACUUUUCUCUGUUCUGCUUGUCAAAGGUAGAACACCUCCGUUUUUAACGCAUCAAGAGUGAUCAGCAUCACAUUUCUCCUUGCAAUAUUGGUGACAAGAAUUAAGGGCAUGAUCAAAAAAGAUAUGAUGUGCUGAUACUUCAACAACUGCUUCCCACUACUUCAGGGAAAACGCGGCCCGAAAUGAGAAUUUAAAUUUUGAUAUUAGGGGCUUUUUUACCGUUAAUAGGAAACGCAGGAAGUAGCAAAUGAUUAAUUUGCAAAUGUAACUACAUGUAGUCGUAAAUUGCAUGCGGUGCGGUGAAUUUGGGGUAAAACCUUCGAUUAACAUUCACCUGAAGUUAAUCCAUGUGGCUACGUUAACUGUUCUCAUUAAAAUGUUUUAUACAACCAUUGUACGUCUUCAAGCCGAUUACUGGAUGAUUUUGUAAUUGCCCGCCUUAUGAUAAAAAAUUAAGUGUCUUGUCAGCGCCAAAUCAUGAUGUGAAAUAACUGAUACCAAAACAAUAUUUUGGCGUCUGACAUAUAAUUGUCACUGAACAGUCCUAAAGGAAGGUUUUCUAGCCUGCCGGCCCAAUAUUUGUUAUUAUGUCAGAGUACAGUAAAUACGACUGAAAGGCAGUCGCGCCCUAUAGAUGGGAAACUCAACCGAAGAUAGAAACGCUACCUCUUCCGAGGCAUUUAAUCCGGCGACAGUGACUAUUAUAUUUUGUUCCCUUAACAUUCUUCUUUCGAUUACGGCAUCUCUGGGGAACACUCUGAUCCUGAUUGCUCUUCGCAAAGUAACUUCUCUUCAUUCACCAACGAAACUGUUGUUUCAAUGCCUGGCGAUCACUGAUCUUGGGGUUGAUCUCAUUUCGCAGCCACUCUAUGUCAUCUACAACAUGUUUCUGAUAAACUUCAACCUUAAGCUUUGGAAUAUCAUCUUUAUUCUCUAUGAUAUAACUUGGGGGUCAUCAAGUUGUCUUUGUUCAGUUUCCUUGCUCACAACGACUGGUCUAAGUCUGGACAGACUUCUCGCCCUUUUGUUGAAGCUAAGGUACAGGCACGUUGUAACACUGAAGCGAGUUCGUGCAGUUGUUUUCUGCUUUUGGUUAAUUGCUCUUUCGAGCAAUUUCAUGUUCUUGUUCUGGGAUACAAACAUCGCCUUGACAGCAAUUUCAGUCUUGGUAAUGCUUUGUAUCGUUACCUCACUUCUUUCUUACACCAUCAUAUUUAUCAAGCUGCGUCUACAUCAAGCUACUGUGCACCCUACUGUGCAAUGCAAUGUUCACCAUGCCGGGCAACCAAUCGGAGGGAGAAUUCCGGCGUUGAAGAUAGCACAGUUUAAAAGAACUGUUACCAGCAUAGGUUUGGUGCAGUCGGUGUUAGUUAUAUGCUAUAUCCCAUUUGUUAUUUUAAAUGCGAUAUUACUGUCAAAUAGAGUUCUUGCCAACAGUGAGGUUUUCGGCCUUGCCUCGAAUCUUGUAUAUUCAACUCUCGUAUACUUAAACUCAUCUCUUAACCCGUUCCUGUACUGUUGGAGGAUCAAAGAAGUGAGGGAAGCCGUGAAGGCCACAAUCAAACAGUUGUAUUGUAACUGUUUACGCUGA